AUGUCGACACCACAGGGAUGGCGAAAGGUCGAUUCACCUCAUACAGAGGAGGACAAGCGCCGUGUUCCAAAAAUCGAACAUCAGUAUCGCACAGUGGGAAAGAAACUUUACUCCCGCGAAACUCUAAAAAAGAUCCUGGAGGUAGUGAAUGAUUACAAAGCGGGAAAAUACGAGAACAAAGAUCCCCCUACUUUGGAGAUUCCGGACUACGCUGAGGAUGGUAAUCGUACAUAUACGCUCACCCUAGAUGUUGGGUAUCAUGGAGACGAACUCAAGAGACUACAAUACAUCCCAAUUCAGUUCCUCAUGCAACCAUACUACUAUCGGCAGAUGUAUCCAGAAGAUGAGCACGUGCAACCAAUUAGAAUCUACAAAGGAGACGAAUUUGAAAAAUGCGGGAUGGGAGAUUCUACACCUGCAGAUCUUAGAGAUCUUGAAAAAAUAAGGGACGAAUGCUCUCAAAAAUGGAAAAAUAGUGGUACACGAGCCUCAGUCAUGGCUGCACUUGACAAUAUUAGUGUUGAGAAGCUCACCAAAGUCACCCAAAUAAUUGCAUUUGGAAAUGGCUCAUUGUGGCAGGGAUUCAGGAAACUCAAAGUUGCCGGUACAGACCGUGGCAAUCUCUUGCGCCGGACGGCGCAGCAUGUCGCGAUCAAUGAGAUUCAGGCAUUUGCCCAGAGGAAAUGCGGUCAUCCGGUUCCAACAUAUGCGCAAGAUCCUGGAUACACCCUGCAAGAUGAAGAGAUAGUCUUGAAGCCUUUCCAAAUCAAACGACUAGAAGAUCCUGAGGGAUUUCUGAAAAUCGAUGCGGGAACGAUCAUUUUCGCUUUCGAAACGUCCUGUGCUUUUCUACAGGCUAUCGCCGACGUUAUCGAAGAUGCGGGACCAGCGAUAAUCUUUCACCAAGAGAUCCUAAAAGAUGUACCAUGGGGAGAUUACAAGGUUGCCUUGGAGUAUGUUGAGGAUGGCUUUCUCCGCCCAGUUGCAGGUUGCAUCAACAACGAGACGUCUCCCAGGGUUGAGAAACUCUUACAGAACUACCAAGAACAUGAGCUCAAAGACCCAGACGAACUGUUGUGCGUUUAUGGCGAGGAUCAACGACAAGCCUCUCGACUAAAGAAAUUCAAUAUCGAUCCUAUUAGCGAAAGGCUUGCUACUGUUGAGAAAUCGCUGGUAAGCUUGAGUGAUAAAUUGGAUUCUAGAGACCUGUCGGAACCGCGCUCCUGGGCCGCCGACAAGUCAGAUGCAUCAAGGGCGGAGUCGCAGCUGGAAUGUCUCAUGUCAGGUACACUGACUGAGCCGCAUCGUAUCCGUGAGAACCGAGACAUUCAGAUCGCAAGGGAGCGUGAUAUCGAAAAUGAUGUGCCCCAUGGGGAUGUCACCGUCGUCGAUCGUGGAGGAGCGUUACCAUCACACAUUAUAUCUCCAAAACCCCUCGGUGUUGUUUAUAUGGUUGAAGAUAGAGGGUCCAUGUCCGCGUAUGGACCUUCAUCAGCGUUUCAUUUCCAUAGCAGUCCAUCAACUGCGGCUAGCCCUGCAAGCAAUUCACAUAAAUUGCUCCUUGGGCCCAAGAGCUCCCAAUCUGAGGCCGAGUCAGAGGUCACAGAACAGAUACGGAUGCAUCUGGUUGCCAAUGCCGCCAUUUCAAGGCAAGAUGAAGAUGUCAGGUUGUUGCAUGAACAAUGCGACUUUGACGGAUUGGAUCUUGACUUGGCUCGUCAUCUUCUUGAUAUCCACUGGAACAGACAUCACUGCAUGAUUCCUCUUACCUAUCGACCGUUGGUGAUGAAGGACCUUCUUGAAGAUGGCCAAUACGCAAAUAAAUUGCUGUGGAACGCAAUCUUCUAUAGUUCAUCGCUUCAGAGUGACCGGAUACAGAAAGCUACACUUGAAUCCGAUGGAGAAAGCCUUAAAGAUCGAUUUUACCGGCGUUUCAAUGAUCUGCUAACUGACUACCUUGACAAGUCAUCAGCAGCAACAGUCGCUGCUUUGCUCUUGAUGGGUUCUAGUCUCGUCACAAGCGGAAAGCAUACUUCCGGAUGGCUCUAUUGCGGUCUGGCAUACCGCAUGAUUAUCGAUCUAGGGAUUCAUCUGGACUCACAAGAGACACAGCUGUCUCGGCCACUAGACUCAUGUGCACAGAUGAUGUUCACCCAACAAGAACUUGAAAUGCGCCGGCGUUUAUACUGGACUGCUUACGCUGUCGAUAAGUUCCAGUCCUUGUACUUCGGUCGACCAGCUGGUCUUACAGCCAUUGGAGCCGAACCUUCACAGGCAUUCUCAGAUACGUAUGAGGAGCUGGAACUCUGGGUACCAUAUAUAGACCCACUGGAUUCUUCUUUACCUACCAAUUUCUAUAGAGCAAAGCCUGCGUACCCUAUCGCCACAUUUCGGGCAUUGGUUCAGCUAGCAGAGAUCUCAUACGACAUUAUCCGCAUAUUCUACCUUCCUCUUUGUUCAAAAAUCAGCCCUACUCAGGCGAAAAUAUCCUUGAAUGAUCUCAGAAAACAACUCGAUUUAUGGCUGGCUGGUGUUCCUCCAAACAUACAGUACGACCCGGACAAAGACUACCCCCUGCCACCUCAUCAAUUGACACUCCAUACGACGUUUCACACUCUCCAAAUCCUCUUGCAUAGACCCUUUUUGCCUAAAGGACACUUGAUCCAAUUGCAGGUUGAAGGCUUCCCAUUUCGCGAUAUCUGUACCUCAUCGGCUCUGCAGAUCUAUAAAAUCGCGCGUGCAUACGAAGAGACCUUCACAUUCAAACACGCCCCUUACCUUUUUUCAUACUCCCUUUUUUCUGCUGCUACAGUUAUUCCCCCGCAAGAGGACCAAAUGGAAGUCAUCAGGUUCUUCUGCAGAGCCCUGGUGAUGUUGCAGCGCGGUACCAACCUUGGGCUUAGGAAGCCUUUGCUUAUCAUUCGCGAUCUGAUGGAACGAGCAGGUGUCAAUGCAAACUCCAUGAUAACUGCAGCCUAUAAAGAACAGCAUGUCCAACAAUAUCUCAUUCAAAUACCCCGGCAGGAUAGGGUUAUCACUUCUCCAGAGGAAUUUGCAGCACCAUUCCCCCAGAGUGAUAUUUCUCGCGUUUUUGAUGAUCUUGCUGCUCAGGACAUAUUUCCUGAAAUAUGGAAUGACGACCCCGGUUUGUUUCAAUACCCAGCAAAUAUGGAGGCUCCAGAGAUUCUCUACGGCAUGUUCGAGUAA
Molecule: messenger RNA, 3207 nt
Organism: Talaromyces amestolkiae
Lineage: Eukaryota; Fungi; Ascomycota; Eurotiomycetes; Eurotiales; Trichocomaceae
Exons: 3
Coding region: 1-3207 (1068 amino acids)
Biological process (GO): DNA-templated transcription
Molecular function (GO): DNA binding; zinc ion binding
Source: RefSeq, a predicted model, not a curated record